AUGCUUGGUGUUAAGCUCAUAGAGCGAUUCAAGAGUAUUCAAGUUCAUGCUCUUAGUCCCUCAGACACCACCAACGGUAAAAACCCCAUUGCUGCUACCAAAGGUAAGCUUAUCAAACCCUUUUCGAAGUCCAAACCCACCAACUCUGUCUCCGUAGCUGAGAAUCUUCUUCCUUACGGAUUCCCUACAACUGACCUCCUUGAGCCCUCCAUAGACCCCCACAUCAAACCAAUUGACUUGGUAGAAGCUUUAGCUGACCUUUAUGGCCGUCUUGAGAGUUCCUCGCAACCCAAUAAGUCAUUGCUGCACAUGGAGAAGUACUCUCUCUUGCGCAGCCUUGGCGAUCCCAAACUGCUCCGCCGGUGCCUCUGCGCCGCGCGUCAAAACGCUGGAGAUGUGCACUCGAAGGUUGUUCUUUCAGCUUGGUUGAGGUUUGAGAGGAGGGAGGAUGAGCUUGUGGGCGUGUCAGCUAUGGAUUGUGGCGGUCACAUUCUUGAGUGUCCAAACGCUACUUUAGUAUCUGGGUAUUGUUUGAAUUCAAUUCAUGAUUUUUGCCAAUGUCUUAAGGACCACUCCAAGGUGUUUGAUAAAACAAUCUUGAAAGGGAAUGAGGAUAGUGAUGUUUCAUUUUGCAUUGGUAAUGAGGAGAUUCAAUGUGUCCGAUAUAGAAUUGCAGCGCUGUCUAGAGCAUUUAAUGUUAUGCUCUAUGGUAGGUUCUUGGAGUCUAAAAUGGAUAAAAUUGAUUUUUCACGAGAUGGGAUUUCUGUAAAGGGAAUGAGAGCUGUGGAAGUGUAUAGUAGAACUAGAAGGUUGGACUUGUUCAGUCCUGAGGUUGUUUUGGAGCUACUUUCUUUCGCAAAUAGGUUCUGUUGUGAGGAGAUGAAGUCUGCCUGUGAUGCUCAUUUAGCUUCAUUGGUUGGUGAUAUUAAGGACGCAUUGAUUCUUAUUGAAUAUGGUUUGGAGGAGACGGCGAAUCUUGUUGUGGCAAGUUGCUUGCAGGUAUUGCUGAGAGAGCUCCCAAGUUCUCUGCAUAAUUGGAAGGUGAUGAAAUUUUUUUGUAGCUCUGAGGCUAUGGAGAGAUUGGCCAGGGUGGGGCAUGCUUCUUUCUUGCUGUAUUAUUUCCUAAGCCAGGUCGCUAUGGAGAAAAGCAUUGUAUCGAACAUGACGGUGAUGCUAUUGGAGAGAUUGGAAGAGUGUGCCAAAGAGAGGUGGCAGAAGGCGCUUGCAUUGCAUCAAUUGGGUGUAGUGAUGCUUGAGAGAAAAGAGUAUAAGGAUGCUCAGGGUUUUUUUGCGGCUGCAGCUGUGGUGGGUCAUGUUUAUUCAAUGGCUGGUGUAGCAAGAGCUAAACACAAGCAAGGGCAACAGUAUUCGGCGUAUAAGUUGAUGAGCUCUCUCAUAUCUGAGUAUAAACCAGUUGGGUGGAUGUACCAAGAGCGGUCUCUUUAUAAUAUUGGAAAGGAAAAGAUUUUGGAUUUGGAAACUGCAACUGAAUUGGAUCCUACUCUUUCAUUUCCAUAUAAAUACAGAGCUGUUGCAAAGGUGGAGGAGAAGCAGAUUAGAGCAGCCAUUUUAGAGAUUGACAGAAUUAUUGGGUUUAAGCUCUCACCCGACUGCCUUGAAUUGCGAGCUUGGUUCUUCAUUGCACUUGAGGAAUAUGAAAGUGCUCUUAGAGACAUUCGAGUAGUUCUAACUUUAGAACCCAAUUACAUGAUGUUUCAUAGGAAGAUUACUGGGAAUUACUUGAUUGAGUUGCUCAGCCAAUGGGCUCAGAAAUGGAGUCUGGCUGAUUGCUGGAUGCAGCUCUAUCAGCGAUGGUCUUGUAUUGAUGACAUUGGCUCGCUGGCUAUCAUACAUCAGAUGCUGGUAAAUGACCCUGGAAAGAGUCUCCUCCUGUUUCGGCAAUCUCUACUUCUUUUGCGGCUAAAUUGUCAAAAGGCUGCAAUGCGCUGUUUGCGAUUGGCUAGAAAUCAUUCAAGUUCUGAGCAUGAAAGGCUAGUUUAUGAAGGAUGGAUUUUAUAUGAUACUGGUCAUCGUGAAGAAGCUCUCUCUAGAGCAGAUAAGUCCAUUUUUCUUGAGAGGUCAUUUGAAGCUCUUUUCCUUAAGGCGUACAUAUUGGCAGAUACAAGUCUGGAUCAUAAAUCUUCAUCUUAUGUCGUCCAAAUUUUGAAGGAGGCUCUUAGAUGUCCUUCAGAUGGUCUUCGGAAAGGACAAGCAUUAAAUAAUUUAGGUAGUAUUUAUGUGGAUAGUGGCAAGCUGGAUCUGGCUGCAGAUUGCUACAUGAAUGCCCUUGAAAUCAAGCACACAAGAGCUCACCAAGGGCUGGCACGUGUUUAUCAUCAACGAAAUAAACGGCAAGAUGCAUAUGAUGAGAUGACAAAGCUAAUAGAGAAGGCACAAAACAAUGCAUCAGCAUAUGAGAAACGGUCAGAAUAUUGUGACCGAGAAAUGGCGAAAAAUGAUCUUGAUAUAGCAACACAAUUGGAUCCACUGAGGACAUAUCCAUACAGAUACAGGGCAGCAGUUCUGAUGGAUGACCAAAAAGACACUGAAGCCGUAGAAGAGCUUACAAAGGCCAUAGCUUUCAAGCUUGACUUACAAAUGCUUCAUCUUCGAGCGGCAUUUUACGAGUCAAUGGGGAACCUCACCUCUGCUCUCCAAGAUUGUCAGGCAGCUCUCUGUUUUGACCCUGACCAUAAGGAAACACUUGAUUUGUAUUGUCGAGCACGAGACUUCGCUGUUAAUCGACAACUUCAGUGAGGCACCUUAUAUAUGUUCCUAAUGAGGUCAGUAUCUGGCUGACUUUAUCAGCUGAGGGGUAGAAAUCAUGGGGACUUUCCAUAUAGCCUCAUUUUCCCCCAGAAAUCAUGCUCUUGAUGAGCAUCAGUCUGCAAACUGGUCAUGGCAAUGAUAAGGAUUGGUCAUGAGGAAAAACAAGCAAGGGAGUGCUUUGUAUAUAGCGCUUUGUGGAAUUGAUGAUGAGGAAAAGACAAGUGAAGAAGUUCCCACAAGGGAUUAUGCAAGGGCCACUUAGAGCACUCCGGUGAAUUAGGAUUAUGUAUGUAAAAAAUGAACCAAAAAGAAAUGUCCAUAUAAUCAAAUAGGGCAUGGGAUGAGUAUCAGAUGUUUUUAUGGUGUUGGAGGUUUUUACAAUUCUUGGACAACAGUAUAUAUGCGUCCCAAGUUGUCUCUUGAUAGAAACAGGGAUUUUGUUUUACAGUUCUCCUUGUAUAUAAACAAGCUUAUAGAAACAUCUAUAUGUGUCUCAAUUUGCCAUAUUAUUUCUGAUUUUCCUUUUACCAUU
Corylus avellana is the source of this 3301-nucleotide messenger RNA. RefSeq names its product ETO1-like 2 (gene EOL2). The record is from RefSeq and is a predicted model, not a curated record. NCBI's taxonomy places the organism in Eukaryota, Viridiplantae, Streptophyta, Magnoliopsida, Fagales, Betulaceae. Gene Ontology annotation, molecular function: protein binding. Gene Ontology annotation, biological process: negative regulation of ethylene-activated signaling pathway.